GAAUAUACGUUUGGCUCAGUCCGAGUCCACAUUAUCUUGUCUAUGUUAUGUAUGUUUGGAUCUCGGUCUCAACAAGCAUUGAAUUUGGUGUUGUUAAAAAGUUCUUUGCGCGGUAAUGUUUAAAUGAGCUUUAUUUUAUUUACGUAGGUAAAAUUGAUUUCCAUAAAUGAAUAUGAUAAAUGAUAAUAGAACAUUAGUAUGCGAAUGAAAACGAGAUAGAUCACAAAACUAAGGGAUCAUAAGAGAUCAUGUACAAUAGUUCAGGUUUGAUUCCUGCUAGAUUUUUAAUUUUGAUAUCCCACUUCAUUAUUUGUGUACUAGUAUUAUGGAACAAGGAGAAUAUGAGGGAAUGUGUAGAGAAAAUGGAUAUGGGGGAAAAUGUGAUAUCAUUCAACUAUCACAACACUCAGAUAAACAAUUAACACAGCCAGGAUGGACGAAGCUUCUUAUGUUGGCUGGUAUAUCAACAACUUUGGGUCUUUCCCUACCAGUAGGAUACCAUAUUGGAGUUGUGAAUACGCCUGCAAACAUCAUGAAAGAAUUUUGUAAUGAGAGCAUGCAAACAAGGUAUGACCUGUAUAUGACCAAGAGCCAACUAGAUCUGUUAUGGUCGUCAAUCGUGUCCAUUUUUUUGGUGGGAGCUGCAAUAGGAUCACUCGGUGGUGCAGUUCUGGCCGACAAGAUUGGCCGAAGAGGUGUUUUGAUAGUGAGUUCCGUUCUAGGAAUAUCAGCAGGUUUACUUUUUGUUGUAUCAAAGCCAACACAUUCUGUAGAGAUGCUAUUUUUGGGAAGAUUGUUGGUAGGGUUUUCAGCAGGUUUGACUACAAGUGUUGUACCAAUGUAUUUGACUGAAUUAGCACCUAUUAGCCUAAGGGGUGCAAUGGGGGUACUAUGUCCCUUGGGAAUCACUAUUGGCGUUUUGCUGGGGCAAAUUAUAUCCAUACAUGAUGUGUUAGGUACCAAAGAUUUAUGGUCUUAUUGCAUGGCUGCUUAUGUGCUUCCUCUGUUUUUUUCUACAUUGACACUGCCAAUUUUGCCUGAAAGUCCGAAAUAUCUCUUUGUGAUAAAGAAAUCACCAAACAUGGCCUUGAAACAAUUGAAAAAAAUUAGGAAUUUAGAAGAAGAAUUCUUAACUGCCGAAAUCAAUGAAUUGAAGGUGGAACAACGAGAAAUUGAACAACAUGUGGGAGAAUCAUGGAAUAUGAGAAUAGUGUUGUCUAAGAAGUCGCUUUUAUUGCCAGUUUUACUAGUAUGUUCUCUGCAAAUGGGACAGCAAUUUAGUGGCAUUAAUGCGGUAUUCUAUUACUCCAAUGUAAUAUUUCAAGAAGCUGGCUUAUCAACAUCUCAAGGAGAGCUUGCUACCAUUGGAACAGGUUUUUGUAAUCUGUUUAUGGCUGUAUUAUCAAUAUGGUUUACAUCGAGGUUCGAUAGGAGAGUUUGUUUGCAACUUAGUAUGAUCUUGUCCAUAUUUUUUUUGAUUUUACUAGGAUUUGCUAUCAUGUUCAUUAAAUCUUAUACAUGGAUUCCUUAUCUGAGUAUUAUUGGGGUGUUAGGUUUCGUAACUACUUACGGGAUAGGUUUAGGCCCAAUCCCAUAUUUUGUGGGUUCUGAACUCUUCGAGAUUGGUCCUAGACCAAGUGCAAUGUCUUUGGGUAGUAUGUCCAAUUGGGCUGGUAACUUAAUUAUUGGUUUGACUUUUCCCACCAUGAAGACUUACAUUGGACCAGCAAGUUUUUUCAUUUUCGCCUGUUUUGUUUUGAUUCUACUGAUAUUUAUAAGAUUUUAUCUUCCUGAGACGCGAGGUAGGGAUAUUGCCGAAGUUGCCGCACUUUGUCGGAAUGGUUUUUCAUCAAGGCCUUUAGAAACAAGAGAAAUUGCAAGAAUGAAAUGUGAAGAGACACAAAAGAUAUAUGGAAAUCAAGUCGCUUGAUAUCUGUUGGCAAGGCGUAUAUUUUAAAACGCCGAAAUUUUAGAUGUACCACUUUAGACUAAUUUGGGAUAUUUUUGUAAUCAUUCAAGUGUACUUAAUUAUCUUAUCAAUAUUUUAAUUUAGCAUACUUUAAAAAAAUGUACUUUUUUAUUCGCUCAAAUUGAAUAUUUCAAUAUUCACGAUAGUCUUUUCUAAUGACAAUUUGACUGCCAUUCAAAUUAAAUAUUAGAAACAA
Messenger RNA from Leptinotarsa decemlineata (Colorado potato beetle), 2165 nucleotides. Its product is annotated as solute carrier family 2, facilitated glucose transporter member 1. Gene Ontology annotation, molecular function: hexose transmembrane transporter activity. Lineage: Eukaryota; Metazoa; Arthropoda; Insecta; Coleoptera; Chrysomelidae. Gene Ontology annotation, biological process: monosaccharide transmembrane transport. Gene Ontology annotation, cellular component: membrane. The record is from RefSeq and is a predicted model, not a curated record.